CCAUUCAGGGCGUUCCCAGUAUAUCAGUGUUCCAUUCAUCACAUUGGUGGAGAAGAUAUGUAAUGCAGACGUCCUUGCUGACGCAUAUCAGUCAUUCUGUCCAUUCUGAGUAUGUCAGACACUUUGCCUUCAGAGUCAGUUUAACUGUAAUUUCCAUGGCAAUCAACUUUGCAGUCGACUCUCAAAAUCUCUUACAAUGUUGUUUAGAUAAAAUGGUGCAAACUCCAUCAUCCAACAAUCCAUUUUACCUGGCAGGUUGUGAGGCAACAGAACAUGAAAAAUGCCCAAGGGUGCGAUUUCUAUUGCCAGUAACUGUAAACAAACAAUACAUAAGUAAAACAAUGCAAAAAUAACAAUAAGAAACACUUUUAGUUAAAUCAAAUAUCAACUAAAUUACCAAAUAUGUAUUUAUUAAAAUGUGCCUCAGUUCAAGCUGACAUCAAAAUACUUUCUAAUGUGCAUAAUGUGUUUCAAUGUUUCCUGCAGAUUUUAAACAGAAGCUGCAUGUUGGGAAGGAGGUGAUUAAUGCCAUCAGGUUUCCAGUCUCUGCUCCUCCCAAAAAUAGUCUGGAGGAUGAACAGUCUCUGCUGCUCUUACAGUUUUAUCCAGAUAAGAUUAAUGGCAGAGAGCUUCCAGAAGAGAAUUAUGAAGAAUCCACCAGGAUACAAGAUCAUGGAGAUGCUUCAAUUUCUUUAGAGACUGGAGACACUGAGGAGGAUGACGAAGACAGUGAUGAAGAACGCCCUCUCUCUGAGCUGAAACACUUGUCAGACUCUGGAUAUAAGAAAUGUUCUACGGAGAAGAAAAAUGUGGAGUCAUGUAGGAAAGUCCAGAAAGGAAGAAAGCUAAGCUGUGAAGACUGUGGCAAAACAUUUAUUGGAAAAUCUGCUUUAAACACACACAUGAGAAUCCACACAGAUCAGAAGCCUUUCUGUUGUGAUCUAUGUGUACAAAGAUUUAACCAUAAAUCUAAUUUAAACAGACACAUGAGAAUCCAUACAGGACAAAAGCCUUUCUGUUGUGAUCUAUGUGGUCACAGAUUUAGCCAAAAAUCAACUCUGAACGAACACAUCAGAAUCCAUACAGGACAAAAGCCUUUCUGUUGUGAUCUAUGUGGAAAAAGCUUUAGCCGCAAAUCGGGUUUAAACAGACAUAUGAGAAUCCAUACAGGGAAAAAGCCUUUCUGUUGUGAUCUGUGUGGACAAAGAUUUUGCGACAAAUCAGCUUUAAACACACACAUGAUAAUCCAUACAGGACAAAAGCUAUUCUGUUGUGAUCUAUGUGAUCAAAGAUUUAGGCGAAAAUCACAUUUAAACACACACAUGAGAAUCCAUACAGGACAAAAGCCUUUCUGUUGUGAUCUAUGUGGACAAAGAUUUAUCCAAAUAUCUGGUUUAAACAAACACAUGAGAAUCCACACAAGAGAGAAGCAUUUCUGUUGCGAUCUAUGUGGACAAAUAUUUAACCAAAAAUCUAAUUUUAACACACACAUGAAAAUCCAUACAAGACAGAAGCCUUUCUGUUGUGAUCUAUGUGGACAAAGAUUUAACCAAAAAUCUAAUUUAAAGAGACACAUGAGAAUCCAUACAGGACAAAAGCCUUUCUGUUGUGAUCUAUGUGGUAAAAUAUUUAGCCAAAAAUCAACUCUGAACGAACACAUGAGAAUCCAUACAGGACAAAAGCCUUUCUGUUGUGAUCUAUGUGGACAAAGUUUUAGUCGAAAAUCACAUUUAAACGCACACAUGAGAAUCCAUACAGGAGAGAAGCCUUUCUGUUGUGAUCUAUGUGGACAAAGCUUUAAUCAAAAAUCACAUUUAAACGAACACAUGAGAAUCCAUACAGGACAAAAGCCUUUCUGUUGUGGUCUAUGUGGUCAAAGAUUUAGCCGAAAAUCACAUUUAAACACGCACAUGAGAAUCCAUACAGGAGAAAAGCCUUUCUGUUGUGAUCUAUGUGGACAAAGAUUUAUCCAAAAAUCUGCUUUAAACAAACACACGAGAAUCCACACAAGAGAGAAGCAUUUCUGUUGUGAUCUAUGUGGACAAAGAUUUAUCCACAAAUCAGCUUUAAACAAACACAUGAGA
Fundulus heteroclitus (mummichog) is the source of this 2084-nucleotide messenger RNA. Its product is annotated as gastrula zinc finger protein XlCGF57.1-like. The record is from RefSeq and is a predicted model, not a curated record. Gene Ontology annotation, cellular component: nucleus. Gene Ontology annotation, biological process: regulation of transcription by RNA polymerase II. The annotation marks the transcript as partial. Gene Ontology annotation, molecular function: RNA polymerase II cis-regulatory region sequence-specific DNA binding; DNA-binding transcription factor activity, RNA polymerase II-specific. Lineage: Eukaryota; Metazoa; Chordata; Actinopteri; Cyprinodontiformes; Fundulidae. The transcript has a single exon.